Molecule: messenger RNA, 3106 nt
Organism: Manis pentadactyla (Chinese pangolin)
Lineage: Eukaryota; Metazoa; Chordata; Mammalia; Pholidota; Manidae
Gene: MNMIP1
Product: SH3 domain containing 21
Molecular function (GO): protein binding
Source: RefSeq, a predicted model, not a curated record
AUGUCUGUGGAUGCUGGGCCCCGGCUGGCUCAGCCCGUCUUCACCAGCCCCACUCGGUUGGUAUGUGCAGAAGGUUGGGGUGGCUCCUCUGCAACCGUGUGGAAACGGCAGCAAAAGCCUACACCACCAUUCCACGCUCCCGUGGUCUUCUACGUGGAGCCUGGGACUCGCGCCGCGGGCAAUCUGCCCCGACUGGGCCCUUCUGAGCCGAGCCCGCCCGAUUCUCCACCCGCAGCGGUGCUGGUCCUGGCCGGAUACCGCGCGUAGGAGGAGGAUGAGCCGAGUCUGGCACCCGGGGACGUGGUCCGGCAGGUGUGCGAGGGGCCCCCACGCGGCUGGCUGCGAGGAGAGCUGGGGGGCCGUUGCGGCCUCUUCCCCGACCGGUUGGUCCAGGAGAUCCCGGAGACUCUUCUCAGAGCUGGGGAGACGUCGAGACCGCGCUGUGCGCGCCGCCGAGGUCGCCCCACCAAAUCUUGGGGCCCCCAAAGAUGGUGCAAAGUGAACUUCAGCUACAAUCCGGAGCAGGCAGACGAGCUGAGUCUGCAAGUUGGGGAGAUUGUGGAAGUGAUAAAGAUUGAGGACGGCUGGUGGCUGGGAGCCUUUCCAUCCAACUUUGUGGAGUUGCUGGACAGUGGGCCCCCAAGCCUUGGUAACCUAGACAUGCCUUCAAUCAGCCCUGGGCCCCAGCGGCCUCCCGAGCUGAGCAGCCUGACCUAUAACAGCCCUCCAGACUACCUGUGGACAGUCUCUCAUCCCAAGACCAACAGGGUCCUGUUUGACUACCAGCCCCAGGCAGACGAGCUGGCACUGUGGAGGGGGGAUGAGGUGGAAGUACUGAGGAAGAUCACAGAGGAUAUGGGCUGGUGGGAAGGAGAGUCGCAAGGAAGAAGAGGAGUUUUCCCAGAUAACUUUGUGCUCCUGCCACCUCCAGUGAUGCACAGAUCCCCAAGGCAAGUGGGAUCUCAGGAAUCAGCUCCGAUUAAGGAACCAAAAAUGAUGAUGCCCAAAACAGCCCUCCCUGGAGUCAAGGAACUGGUGACAGCCACCACUGGGCCUGGCAAAAUCAGGCCAUCUUGGACACCCAGUGGAGACAGCUGGAAGCGCCCCUCCAGAGACUGGCUCCAGUGGGAUCCCAGGCUGCCCUGGCAGAAGGCGAUUCAAAAUGCAGGCUUCUGGGCAGUGCCUCACAGCUGGUCAGGUGAGAGAUGUGCAAGGGGGAAGGAUCCUGGACCAAGGGGAGCCAGACUCAAACCAUCAAGGCACCUGCCCUCAGCUGAGACCUCACACCCAUCACCACAGGAGAAAGAGCAGAGAAGCCUAGCGAAAAUCCCUCCUGCAACUAAAACCCUGACUCUGGACAAGACCCCGAGCCCAGAGAAGCCCCUGUCUCCAGAUAAGGUGCCCAGCCCAGAAAAGACUCUCUCUUCAGAUAAGGCCCCCACUCCAGAGGGAACCCUGAGUGCAGAUAAGGUUCCUACCCCAGAGGAGACCCUGGAAUUCAAGGCCCCAGCCCCAGAGACCUCCCUGACUCUGGACAUGCACUUGUCUGUGGGUGAGGCCCCUGGCCCAGAAGUCCCACCUGAAGGUGAAGGCCCUGGUCCAAAGUUGGCCCCUCCUGUGGACAAGUCCCCACCACUAGAAAAGAUUUUGACUCCAAAGCAGGUGUUCUCUGAAGAGGCCUUCACCAUAGACAGCACUCAGUUCCAUCACUUCUAUCUGGAGGAAACCCUACUGACUGUCCUGUCUCGUGUGGCCAGUGAGGCUCAAUCCCAAGAGGAGCAACACCCUUCGGUGAGGAGGAAGCUCCCACUACAGUCUAAGUCCAAGCCAGGGUGCAUGCCUGCUUUGGAGAAAGUGCACCCCCAGGAAGAGUCUACAACCCUCCCUGAGAAGGGGCCUGUGAAGUAUGCACCCCCAGAACAAGAGGAGGUUCCCAAAGGGGAGGUGACCCCCAAAGAAGUAGCGCCUGCUCAAAAGAAUCCACAUGUUAUCAAGCCAAUGCGGGAACCCCAAGAGACUACCAUCCUCCAAUCCCUGGUCCCACAAAAUCCCACGGAGAGCAAAAGUGGCAGGGACGACAUCGUAAGGCUACAGGAAGAGGUGCAGUCUUUAAGGAGGCCGCUGGAGCUGAUGGGGGUGCAGCUGGAAGGGAAACUGGUCGACAUCUGGGGGGAGCUGAGAAGGGAGAGGGAGAAGCGCCUGCUGCUGGAGGUUUACAGGACGCGGAGGACCCAGGAGGCCUGGGCCGGGGCUCGGUGCACGCGCAGACGCAGACUCCCUGAGCGUGGGCCCGGGAGGGACACGGAGGGAAGUCUGGCUCCGGUCACCCGCGUCCUUACACACGACUCUGGGAAACUCAAGAAAAUAAACUCUGCAGUGUACGCGCGCACCGCGCCUGCCUGGUCCGGGCGGGGGCGGGGGGCGGGGCCGGCUGGCGCUCCGGGCCCUCCGCAUUCCUGCAGCCUCUCCCGGGCACAUCUGGCCAACAUGUGGCUCCCAUUACGGUUCCCAAGGCUUGCGCGCGGCUAUUUUUAUCCACCGGAUGGCUGGGGGUGGGGAGUGGGGGGUGUCUCCUUCGGACGCCAGCCCGGCGCUGGAGAAAUGGCCGGCAGGAGGGGUCCAAGUAGGGUCGGGCUCUGCCCGCGGGCGCGGAUUCCGGAAUCCAGCUGUGCGCAGAGGGGCCGCGAGGGCCUGCUCUGGAGCCCCGACCCCUCCUAGUUGGCUCCACUGUCCGCUCCGAAGGACUCACAGGAACGCACCUUGGCUCAGACACUGUCUCCACAACCCAGCUCAGGCACACGUAAUCACAAUGGGGCGAGUAGCGCCUUAGCGUUGUGGUCAGAGCCCUGAGGCCUGGGGUGAGGUGGGGGAUGAGGGUGAAUGCAAUGAUGCGUGGACCCAAGGUGUUUGUAAGGACCGGGGCAAGUGCGCCCAGGCGUUUCCUGGUAAAGAAUGCAUUUGUAGAAGUAGAAUCUGCUUCCUUGGGUUGUCUGGAGUCUGUGGCCCCAGCCCUAAAUGCCAGCAGCACCCCUGUCCUGACAACCAGCCCCACCCCAAUUCCUCACCCCCAUUUGGACACACAGGAUUCUGCCCUCGUGGAGCUCGA